AUGCCGACUCCUCGGAGCGACUCCGCCUCCCCGCCCCCGCGGGGCCCGGGGAGCUCCCCUCCGGCCACGCCUAGGCGCCGCGCAGCAGCAGGGGGCGGGGCCAGGGAGCGGCCCGCGGGAAUUCCCUCCGCUCCGGCUUGCGAGCAGCAGCUACGGCCCGGAGCCGCCUCGCCCAGCUCAACAGGGGGACUUAAUUUUGGCACCUUGGGUUCCUCCACUGCUACAGCAACUACAUCAGCUCCUUCAGCGGGUUUUGGAAGUGGACUUUUUGGAUCAAAACCCUCGACCGGGUUUACGCUAGGAGGUACUAAUACAGGAACAGCAACAACUAUUGCUACAGGAUUGACACUGGGAGCUCCUGCCACAACAUCUGCCUCUACCACCGGUUUUAGUUUAGGAUUCAACAAGCCUGCUGGUUCAGCCACACCAUUUGCUCUGCCUAUUACUUCUACCUCAGCAGGUGGCCUCUCACUUUCUUCUGCUCUGACAUCAACUCCUGCAGCUGGUUCUGGUGGCUUUACGUUAAAUUUGGGUGGUACAACUGCCGCAACUACAACUGCACCUACAGGUCUAUCUCUAGGAGGAGCAUUAGCUGGUUUGGGAGGUUCUCUGUUCCAGAAUACAAGCACAGCAGCAACAGGUCUUGGACAGAAUGCUUUGAGUUUGAGUUUGGGGACAACAGCAGCUCCUUCAACUACUGUUAAUGAAGGUCUUGGUGGCAUAGAUUUUAGUAGCUCUUCAGAUAAAAAGAGUGACAAAACGGGAACAAGACAAGAAGAGAGCAAAGCGCUAAAGGAUGAAAAUCUACCUCCAGUAAUCUGCCAAGAUGUAGAAAAUCUCCAGAAGUUUGUGAAGGAACAAAAGCAAGUUCAGGAAGAAAUUAGCAGAAUGUCUUCAAAAGCAAUGCUUAAAGUACAGGAAGACAUUAAAGCUUUGAAACAGCUUUUAUCUGUGGUUGCCAGUGGACUACAGAGAAAUACUCUUAAUAUUGACAAGUUGAAAAUGGAAACUGCCCAGGAGCUAAAAAAUGCAGAAAUAGCACUAAGAACACAGAAAACUCCUCCUGGUCUUCAACAUGAAAAUACAGCCCCAGCGGACUACUUCAGGAUAUUGGUUGAACAGUUUGAAAUACAGCUGCAGCAAUACAGGCAACAGAUAGAAGAACUGGAGAAUCAUCUUGCCACACAAGCGAACAAUUCACAUAUAACUCCACAAGAUUUGUCUAUGGCCAUGCAGAAAAUUUAUCAGACAUUUGUAGCUCUAGCUGCACAACUUCAAUCAAUACAUGAAAAUGUAAAGAUGCUCAAAGACCAGUACCUUGGGUACAGGAAAACUUUUCUGGGAGAUGCCAUUGAUGUGUUUGAGGCAAGACGAACAGAAGCUAAGAAAUGUCAGAGUGCCCAGCGUGUUACUACUGGACCGACCCCUUUCAGCAACAUACCAAAUGCAGCAGCCGUUGCCAUGGCUGCAACACUUACUCAGCAGCAACAGCCUGCUACAGGGCCACAGCCAUCUCUGGGAGUUAGUUUUGGAACACCAUUCGGCUCAGGUAUUGGCACUGGCUUGCAAUCAAGUGGCUUAGGUUCUUCAAGCCUUGGAGGAUUUGGAAGUAGUUCUGCUUUUGGAAGCAAUGCUACAGGCUCAUCAUCAUUUGGAUUUGGAGCUACAAAUAAACCCUCAGGAAGUCUUAGCGCAGGCUUUGGCAGCUCGAGUACAUCUGGGUUCAACUUCAGCAAUCCUGGCAUCACAGCAUCAGCUGGUCUGACAUUCGGGGUGUCUCAUCCUGCAACUGCAGGGUUUGGGACAGGAGGGCAACUUCUUCAGUUGAAGAAACCUCCAGCUGGAAACAAGAGAGGGAAAAGAUAAACGUGCUGUUGGGAAGGGGGAAGCAAAUCAACUUUGAUCCUAAAAAUCUAUUUUUCUAAAUUGAUGCAGUAAAUAAAUUGCAUCCUAGGAGAUUUAUAAAAUUUUGCUACUUUUCCCUAUUCUGGAAUAUGAAAUGUAAUCAUAAUGAACAGUUAUUUUCCUGUGAAUAGAAACCCAUUUAUGUAUUUUUAUUUUUGUUCCUAGUUUUAGAAAUGUUCUAUACUGCAUUAUUAAAGAAUCUUGGAAAACCAUGUAUUUAACCUAAUGUUACUAGCAGAAUAUUUUUUGUUAAUGAGCUUUAUAUACCAUAUGAAUAUAUGCAUAUUUGUUUUUUGUACAGAUAAACUAUAUUCUAGUACAGAUGCUAGAGUUCAUAUCUUCUGUUCCUGGAUAUGGCCUUUAAAUCUACUUCAGGGUCUUUCUUUGUGUAUAUGGAUGUAACUAUAUACAGUACAGUGCGCACACUUGUGUGUAUGUAUGUGUAUAUAUAAUAAAAACAGGUGCAAACUUUGCCCCAUGAAAAAUCUACAAUUUUUCUUUUCUUUGGGUAUACCUUUUCCAUGUUCUAGGUUCCCAUCUCCCAUUGCUCCUGAGAAUAUCAAAUAGUGGUCCCAGGCUGCAAUAUCUUUACAGCCUUUUAAAAAGUUGAAAUGUAUACUACUGUGUAACUAUAGCAAAUAAUACUCCAUUGCCUGUUUUGUCUUCAGCAUCUUCCUUUCCCCAUUUAGCACCCAACUCCAAAGAAGAAUCUGGAGAGCCUUUUGGACAAAGGUGUUCCACAGAUAAUGUUCCUAAACCAAUCUCUCCUGGGUUUAGCAGCAAUUCUGGUUCUGCUGUGAUACAGGAGCAAAUUCAAGAUUAAGAGACUGACUUGGAGGCAAAGAGCUGUGAAUGUGAUGGUCUCUUUCUCUACCAUUAGAGUAGAGUAAGAGUAGCCACUCUUACUGAAAACCAUAAUUUAACCAUUCCAAAACAGAGUUGAUUCACUAGCCGAGAGGCUGCUAGUUGGAGCUGUUAGCAUUGACUCCAGAAGGAGUUGCUUACAUGCCCUUUGCACCAGGUAUAGCACAAUAAAUAGCUGCUAAGGAAUAGAGCAAAACGUUGUAAUUUGAGGGCUAAGCUAUUGCAGAAGUAGAACUAGGAGGGGUCUCUAUAUUAUGGCAUCUGAUAUGUUGGGCUGCAUCUCCAACUCUGCACGUUCUAGAAAAGAGCAGGAAAAAAACUUACGGAGAUACUGCUUUAUGUGAGAGAGAUGCCAAAUCAGUCUGAUUUUUGCAAAAUCAGGAUAUCAGGUGGAAUGUGUGUGUGGAAUUUUGCAGAUCUGUUGCUUUUUAUAGGGAAGAUGUUUUGUAUAUAACAUGCAUCAAGUGAACAUUCAGAAUCACUUGCAUCCAGGCACCUUUUUUUCUAAAAACAGAUACAAUGCAUAAAAAAUUUCUAGUAUGAAGUCGGUUGCUUUCAAUUGUAAGUGUUGUUGAGAACCAUUUUGUAUGUUCUGGAAGUGAUGUCUGCACACAGCAGUGAUUGGCCUUUGACAAAUGUACAGUUUUCUGUUUCUUUUGUGUUCAGAAAUAAGGGAGUCCGUUUUGAGCACAGAACUUUCCACUUUUGUACAUGUGUGUUAUUGCAUCUCUAAUGUGAGUGUUUUCUUUGGGAGGGAAUGGAUAGUGUGUGUGUUAAGACUGACAAAUUAAAAGCUUAAAAUUCAUUUAAACUUCAAUCUUUUUUAAACCUUGCAUUGGGCUGCAGUCCAAACCCUAAUGUUUGUAUUUCUUUGUUACUCCUUUUUUUUAAUAGUUAAACUUUAAAAUGUUGAACCACUGGACUUGUAAUGUAUUAAUUUGUUAAACUGGGUUUUUAAAUGUGCUGUUUGUCCACGUGUGCAACCUAUCAUUGUGCAAAUAAAA
This is a messenger RNA of Gavialis gangeticus (Gharial), 3773 nucleotides long. RefSeq names its product nucleoporin 58 (gene NUP58). Gene Ontology annotation, biological process: nucleocytoplasmic transport. Lineage: Eukaryota; Metazoa; Chordata; Crocodylia; Gavialidae. The transcript is spliced from 17 exons. Bases 1 to 1866 code for a protein of 621 amino acids. The record is from RefSeq and is a predicted model, not a curated record. Gene Ontology annotation, cellular component: nuclear pore. Gene Ontology annotation, molecular function: structural constituent of nuclear pore.